AUGCAUGCUCGGGAAGGCAUUCUUGUCAACGACGUUUUUCAAAUUGAAGAAUUCUUAUUUGAUGCCAACAGUGUUGAUGAUGAUCUUGUUGACUCCACUCGUAAGGAUGUAAAUGCAUCUACUCCUGGAACUUCGCAUGCUCAUCACGUGGGAGACAGAUUUGAAGAUACUUGCUUAUUUGAUUCGGGAUCGCGAGAAUCUGAUUGGAAGCCUGCGUCUGCUAGCAUUAAAAUUGUUGAAACUAUGGCAAAUCAAGGAGCUUCUCCUCGAGAGAUGCUUCGAACUUUAUUACCUAAUUUAACUCUUCCUGACGAUAUAUCGGAAGACGAUAUAUUUCGAAUUAUACACCAGAUAAUAUCCAGCGAUCGACCUAGGAGAGAGAAGCUUGUGGAGUACAACACGUUUGAGGAUGCCAUAGAGCUUUUUAGAAGAAGCAGACGUAUACUGGUGCUUACUGGAGCAGGUGUUUCUGUUUCUUGUGGGAUACCUGAUUUUCGUAGCAAAGAUGGAAUUUAUGCCCGGCUUCGUGUUGAAUAUCCAGACUUACCCGAUCCUACUGCUAUGUUUGACAUCAGUUAUUUUGCGCGCGAUCCUAAACCAUUCUUCGAAUUUGCAAGAGAAAUAUUCCCGGGACAGUUUGAAGCUUCGAUAUCUCAUUACUUUAUCAAAGCCCUUGAGAUGGAAGAUAAGUUACUGAGAAAUUACACCCAAAACAUCGACACUUUGGAACAGGUUGCUGGAAUAAAUCGCGUAGUGCAAUGUCACGGCUCGUUCGCGAAAGCCACUUGCAGGUUUUGCGGUACCCAAGUAAACGGGAUGAGCAUUAAAGACGAUGUUUUUGCCAGGCGGAUUGCUAUGUGUCGUGUUUGCAACGAUCCUCGAGGCGUUUUGAAGCCUGAUAUAGUCUUCUUCGGUGAGGACCUCCCUGACGAAUUUCAUGACCGUAUGGUUGAAGAUCGUCCAGAGGCAGACCUUUUAGUGGUCAUUGGGUCGUCGUUAAAAGUCCAGCCUGUUGCAUUAAUUCCGUUUAGUGUUGAGCCAAAUGUUCCCCAGAUUUUAAUAAAUCGGGAAUCUCUUUCCAAUUACACACCGGAUAUUGAACUUCUUGGGAAUUGUGAUGAUAUUAUUGCACAGAUAGCUUUGGCUCUUGGUCCUCCUUACACCGAAAUUUUUAAAAAAGGUUGCUUUGAAGCCUCUAUUAAGAAAUUAAAGUUGCUUGAUGAACCUAGCCCGAAAAGACCACGACCUGAAGAAGAAGCUGCCUGCAUGUGGCAGGCUCGUUAUGUCAGUGUUGAUUCUAAAUUGCCUCCAGAUGCAUACCUCUUCGUUGCCCCUAACAAGAAUUUGUUUUCUGGUGCGGAGAUGGUGUAUGACAAGGACGAUGAUGUUUUCUGCCAGCUUAGACAGUACCAUAGGGAAUUUUCUUCAUCAUCUAGUGAGAGUUCGCCAGAUUCCGAAAAUAUCAUUGAAAUGACUGGCAGGACACGGUCAUUGUCUCUGACAGUUCCAGCAGCUCGAGUAAACACUGUAUUCCAUCCAGUAAGGCGGACAAAUUCAUGUCCGUUGUCAGGUGAGAAUGCUCUGAUUUCUUCUGAUCUUCCAGACUGCACAUCUGACCUGUCCGACGAUGCCCAUGUAGUCAAGGAGGCCCCGAAUUAG
Enterobius vermicularis (human pinworm) is the source of this 1659-nucleotide messenger RNA. NCBI's taxonomy places the organism in Eukaryota, Metazoa, Nematoda, Chromadorea, Rhabditida, Oxyuridae. The record is from the annotation of a GenBank genome assembly.